GGGCUGGAGACCGCCCCCUCGGCCACAAGAGAGAAGAUCCGGUCCAGGUUCCAUGGCAGCCAUGACCUCAUCCACCGCCUGUUUGUCUGCAUUUCAGGGGUGGCUGACCAGCUGCAGACAAACUAUGCCAGCGACCUGAGGAGUAUUCUCAAGACCCUUUUUGAGGUCAUGGCCACCAAGCCCGAAACAGAUGACAAGGAGAAGUUAAAGAAGGUCACCCAAAGCCUGCGGAGUGCGGCCUUGGAGGACUGUGCCCUCUGCCAGGAGACCCUAUCAUCCUCUGAACUGGCAGCCAAGACCCGAGAUGGGGACUUGGAAGAUCCACCGGAGUGGGUCCCAGACGAGGCCUGCGGCUUCUGCACCGCGUGCAAAGCGCCCUUCACCGUCAUCCGCCGGAAACACCACUGCCGCAGCUGCGGGAAGAUCUUCUGCUCCCGCUGCUCCGCGCACUCGGCGCCGCUGCCGCGCUACGGGCAGGUGAAGCCCGUCCGCGUGUGCACGCACUGCUACGUGUUCCACGUCACGCCCUUCUACAGCGACAAGGCGGGCAUCUGA
Molecule: messenger RNA, 555 nt
Organism: Neomonachus schauinslandi (Hawaiian monk seal)
Lineage: Eukaryota; Metazoa; Chordata; Mammalia; Carnivora; Phocidae
Gene: ZFYVE28
Product: zinc finger FYVE-type containing 28
Exons: 5
Biological process (GO): negative regulation of epidermal growth factor-activated receptor activity
Cellular component (GO): early endosome membrane
Molecular function (GO): metal ion binding
Source: RefSeq, a predicted model, not a curated record